CAAUUAAUGGCAACCCAAAGGUGCCAAGACACUACCUGCAGAGACCAAGUAGAGGUCUAUGUUGAGCAAGUAGAUCAAUGCUACUGAGCUUCAUGUGCUGGGCUGUUGCAUAGCAGUAAGACUCAUGUGCAUAUACCGAAUCCUAAAGCGAGUUAUUCCUGUAUCGAGCAAGGAUAUCAUAUAGUGAAAAAAGUUAAUGAAAUGACGAAGGCAAAGAAACUAAACAAGGUAUGGGCUAAGUUCUUACCUGAGCUUACAGAGUUUGAAGCUGAGUUGAAAGAGCUCAGAGAGAGGUAUUAUGAAAUCACUGAGAACAGAACUCUGAUAGAGCUCCCUUCGCUCCAAAAAAAUUGCUUUGAUUUCAUAACUAAACUUUAUGAGUCUGAAGCUUUGCAGUCUUACUUGAGAGAACACAUGGUUCUUAGCAUGAAGCUUGAUAAAGAUCAAAUUGAAUGCUCUUCAAAUAGAAAGAGUGAAGACCAAAGAAAAACUGAGAUGCUGAGUUUAGUUGAUAAAGCUAGCCAACUAAAUCAAGAAACGAAUCUUCAAAAUCAAGAACCUAUUCAGCAAAUUAGCGAGGCCCACCCUCCACCUCUUGCUGAACAACAAAAUUCAUCAGAAAUGAAAGAUAAGCUCGACGCCAUUGCAAUUUCCCUUGAAGAAAUAAAGAACAAAGACAAUCAAGUCAUUAUUCAAGAAGAGAGAAAGCAUAUGGACGAUGAUUCUUCUGGAGAACUUGAAGAAAUGAAAUAUGAAAUUGAAUCUCUCUCACAAAAACUUCAAACUCAGAACCAAAUACCCACUCACGAGUCCUUCAAUGAGCUCUACCAGAAAAUAACAGGAACUACAGGAACAACAUUCAAUAGCGGAUCUAAUCUUAAACUCGAUCUCUCUAAUACAACAUCUCAAACUCUCAUAAGAUGUCUCCAAUUCUACAAACUACCUGAGCUGCACAAUGUUGAAAUCCUAAACAUACACCAAUUCAACCAACCCGAAGUCAUCUCCAACUUCAUGAAGAACGCAAUCCAUCCCAAAAUAAAAAACUUCCACCUAUACUUCACUACCACCACAGAGAAAAGCUUCAGUAAAAACUUCAGCCCCAACUACUACGAAGCUCUUAAACAAGUUGCUUCUGUUAUUCCUCAAUUCAUUUACAUCAACAACUUCACUCUCAGCCAGACUGAGUACCAAGACUUGCUUGUGGCUGCCAAGAAGUGUAAACGGUUUUAUACUAAUUACUGCUAUGUUGAGUUUAAGGAAGAGUGCAAGUUUGGAAAUAGGUUGGAUGAUGCUGAGUUUGUGGAUUUGAGUUUAUAUGAAACUGGAGGUGAUAAGUAUGGAAAGUGGAAGCAAGAAGGGUUUGGGCAGUUUAAGAAUUUUAUUACAGGGUUAGCGAAAGUUCAGUAUGUUAAAGAUACCCAGAUUAAUAUUUAUCUUGAUAAUUGUGGAAUGACAAAAGCUGAAGCAAGACAAAUGCUUGAUAGUGUUGGGCUCAAGAAUAUGAUCCCUCAAGGUGUUUCAUAGGGUGUUUCUAAAAUUUCAAUUCAAGUAA
Molecule: messenger RNA, 1552 nt
Organism: Moneuplotes crassus
Lineage: Eukaryota; Ciliophora; Spirotrichea; Euplotida; Euplotidae
Source: the annotation of a GenBank genome assembly